Messenger RNA from Funneliformis geosporum, 129 nucleotides. The record is from the annotation of a GenBank genome assembly. Lineage: Eukaryota; Fungi; Glomeromycota; Glomeromycetes; Glomerales; Glomeraceae.
AUUAUACAAAAAAGCAAUUAGCAUUAGUAUAUUGCAAAGGAGUUUAUCCCUAUGACUAUAUCGAUUCUCAUGAUAGGUUUCAGAAGACAGAACUUCCUCCCAUUCAUGAAUUUUAUAGUACUCUUAAAG